CAAACGAUUACUCUAAAGGAUAAUUAAUCGCUGAACUUGAACCCGGCCAGGGACCGAUGGCAGAUGUUUGCCACCGAACAAGAACCGAUAAAUUACACACAUCAUUCAUUUUUACUACAUCCACUACACACUAACAACUGCCACCAAUCUUAUCAAAUCCUAUAUAUACUACCACAACUACCUAUACACGCAACUACCAUUCCGCUAUCGUUUUUAACUAAACAUAACGCAAUAACAUUCUUCUUCGACCAUUAUCAUUAUCAUUACUACUAUUAUCAUCAUUAUCAUUAUUAAAACGAGAAUUUCAUACACAAACUAACACCGCUCGUAGUGUAAUUCCCAAGUUUUUGUUAUUAAAUACUUGAAUACUAAUCAAUAAGUCAUUAGAGUCUGGCACGUUUCUAUAUCGUCCAACUAUCGUCACCAUUUGUUCGUCCGGCCCAUAAAACAAUGUCUUGUAGCGUAACCGAGCGGGUGACGGAGAACAGAGCGGGGCCUGGAGGUGGACCAGCGACCGGUCCAGGAGGAGCUACAGCUGGGGCGGGCUGCAGACUGCGAGGGUCUAGCAGUGCGAGCCUCGCGACGCCUCCGAACUCGAGAGGACCCCCGGCCUCGGCGGGGUCCCAGUCCGGCCCUCAGAACGGCCCUCAACCUGGUCAAGGCGCCCCGUUGCGUCCCAAGCAAUGUUGCCUUUGCUGGUGCUGUUGCUGCAGCUGUUCCUGUUCAACCCCUGGAAAAGGAAACGAUGAAAAUGGCCCUACAAAAAAUUCCAAUAACUCAGAUCCUUUAAAUCCUGAUGGAGAUCCACCUCCUUCUUUAGAGGAAAUCAGAAGCUGGGGAAGAUCUUUCGAUAAACUUAUGCGGAGCCCCGCUGGACGAAAAGUUUUUAGAGAUUUCCUACGGUGCGAAUACUCGGAAGAAAAUAUAUUAUUCUGGCUGGCAUGUGAAGAGUUGAAACGAGAAAACAAUCCAGAAGUAGUGGAGGAGAAGGCAAGAAUCAUAUACGAAGAUUACAUUUCGAUUCUAUCACCUAAAGAGGUGUCGCUGGACGCUCGGGUUCGUGAGAUCGUGAAUCGCAACAUGGUGGAACCGACCCCGCACACGUUCGACGACGCCCAACUGCAAAUUUACACUCUAAUGCAUCGAGAUAGCUACCCGCGCUUCGUAAAUUCUCCGUUGUAUCGGUCGCUCGCUCAGCAGCAACAACAGCAGCAGGCCGAAAGCAAGGAGGAGCGGGCUUCGGAGGCGCCGGACCAAGACGGGCCAGGGCCUCACGGGUAGCGUUCUUCCGGCCUUUGACGGCGGCCUAACGAGACCUAGACUCGACAGUCGACAAUAACUCGGAAGUCGGAAGAGCGGCCGACGCCGAGGCGGCGCCCUAAUCCGGCGCCCUCUUCGGAUCAUUCCUCGCUCCGGCACCGAUGCAGCGUCGCGGAGUGCGUGACCUUGGACCGGUGUCGUCCCACGGACCAAUCCCGGAACGGGACAGUGACGUUAUUCAAACCGUUAUUUUGUUACCGCGUGCAUUUCAUAGCAAUCAGACUGGACGUCACUCGUCGCUCACUUCUUAAAUAUUAGUGUUGUGUAAUAAUAACGAAGUUAUGGUUCAUCUCACUUCUAGGGUUAGGAUAAUGUGGCAUAAGAUUAAGUAAUAAUAAGGGCUACUUGUCUCACUAGUCAACCCAUCCCAUCCCGCCGCCACGAACCGCCACGAUGCCGCUCGCCGCGACUUACAAUAUGAUGAUGUGAUAUAACUACGUAGCGACUCGACCACGGCGGUUAGCCCUGCCCUCAUUCUACUGCACCACACCAUGUACCCCAAUUAUAGUACACUAAUAAUCGACACACUGUGAAUUCAUAUAAAUAAAUAUCAAAUAUA
This is a messenger RNA of Zophobas morio, 1879 nucleotides long. Its product is annotated as regulator of G-protein signaling 20. The transcript has 6 exons. The record is from RefSeq and is a predicted model, not a curated record. Bases 451 to 1281 code for a protein of 276 amino acids. Lineage: Eukaryota; Metazoa; Arthropoda; Insecta; Coleoptera; Tenebrionidae.